This is a messenger RNA of Ilex paraguariensis (yerba mate), 366 nucleotides long. NCBI's taxonomy places the organism in Eukaryota, Viridiplantae, Streptophyta, Magnoliopsida, Aquifoliales, Aquifoliaceae. The record is from the annotation of a GenBank genome assembly.
AUGAUGAAGAAAAUGGCUGCUUGCAUGAGGUUUGGCUCUCUUGAUUGGAACCUCAAAGUACACAAAUAUGAAUUAUAUGCACACUGGUUCCUUCCAAAACAUGGUUUAUUAUCGCCCCAUGCAGAUGGCAUGUGGCAGUAUCACCUUUGUACUUUUACUUUGUUGAGGGUAGUUUUGGCACAGGAAGCUGGUAAGGUUUGGCUGAAAAAGUUUACAUAUGGUGGUGAUAUGAGAACUAUGAUGCAAUUUAUUAGAUGGCUUAAUCCAGGGAAAUUUGGAAAGAAUUUCUUGCCACUAAAAUUAAGUUUGUUUGAGGCAGUCAGCUGGCAGAAGAUCAUUAAAAUGUGUCAAUUAUUCCUAUUAUGA